CAGUAGUACUGAAUGUGUCUAUCACUAGUUCACUGGAUACAGCUCGAUAGGAGCAUUCAUACUGUUUAGUGUAUUCGAGUAAACUCAGUAUACUAUAACCAGAGUCAAACUACAAUAGACGCAUAAAGCAGACAAUUAAUACUCGUAUAUUCCAGAUGUCUGUGGCAAAAUCUCUAAGGUCUUUACCUGCAUCUAGUAAGCAUGCCUACGACUAUGUGAUUGUAGGUGGUGGAAGUGCCGGCUGUGUAAUGGCCAAUCGCCUUUCAUCAAACCCCAAUGUACGAGUUGCCCUACUGGAAACGGGCCUAGAUGACAAUACACCCUUGAUCCGCAACCCCAGUGGUUUCUUUUGGACUGUUCCUUACAGUACGACGUAUAAUCACCGGUACUCUACUACGCCUCAGGAACAUUGCAAUGGUAGAAGCUUGUUUCAGCCCCGUGGGCGUGGUAUUGGCGGCUCCUCUGCUAUCAAUGCCAUGGUGUAUAUUCGGGGACUAAAGUACGAUUUUACCAACUUGUGGGCUGGUGAAGGUAAAUGCAAGGGCUGGGAGUGGGAGAAUAUUCUUCCCAUAUUCAAGAAGUUGGAAUGUAAUGAUAGCCUUACGAAUGAUCCGUACCAUGGCACUGAGGGACCUCUUCACGUGCGUACUCAAGCACAUAUCGGCCCGUACAGCGAGCGCAUCGUUAAAGCAGGCAAUGAGUUAGGAUGGAAAUCAACCAAAGACUUCAAUGGCGAAGAUCAGUCUGGAGUAGGGUAUUACCAGUACACGCAAACCAAGGGUGGUCGUUGCAGCUCUGGUGUUGCCUUCCUUACCCCAGAGGUUCGAGCUCGUUCAAAUCUGGAUAUCUUCGUUGACGCACACGCCACAAAGAUUCUUACUGAAGGUAAACGUGCAACUGGAGUGAAUGUAGUGGUAUCAGACAGCUCUGAUGCUGCUAACCCCGUCACAUUUGAAGCAAGAAAUGAUGUUAUCCUAUGCGGUGGUGCAUUCAACAGCCCUCAGUUGCUUCUGCUCUCGGGGAUUGGUCCCAAGGACCAACUGGCCAAGCAUGGAAUUGAUGUAGUCCAUGAAUUGCAGGGUGUGGGCCAGAAUCUUCAGGAUCAUGCUGACAUCUGCGUCAAUGCGAAAACUUGGAGUAUUAGCAUGCCGCUGCAAAUCGGACUCACCAACUUGCCCAAUCAGAUUAAGCACUUCUUCCUGGGCGUUUUCAAGGAUGAAGGAGUGUUCAUGGGAGAUAAUCAGAUGGUCGGUUCAUUCUUCAAGAGCAGACCUGACAUUCCCGCUAACGAUAUUCAAAUGCAUGUCGCCCCCUUUUAUUACAAGGAUCACGGCGCUACUUUACGAUACGGUGGUGGCAUUACAAUCAAAUCGUGUUACAUGCGCCCCGAGUCCCGUGGCACGGUCCUUUUGAAGUCAACUAACCCAAUGGAUGCCCCUCUAAUCGAUCCCAAAUACUACGAUGUACCGGCCGACUUCGACCCUAUGGUGGCUGCAGUACGAAAGAGCAUCGAGCUGAUUAAGACCAAGGCCUUAGCUGAAGAUAAACUGGUGGUCAGUGGCUUCGACGAUAAGGAUGUUGACAACCUUACGGACAGCGACAUUGUGGAGUAUCUACGACAGAAUACAGAAUCUAUCUACCACCCGGUAUCUACCUGUAAAAUGGGACCGGCAUCAGACCCUAUGGCGGUUGUAGAUCACUCUAAUGGCCUUAGAGUACAUGGCAUGGAAGGACUAAGAGUCAUCGAUGCGUCCGUAAUGCCUACAGUGGUGUCCGGAAACACAAACGCACCUACCAUGGUAAUAGCCCAGAAGGCUUACAAUCAAAUGAUUGGCCAAGACCGAGUGGUCGAUGUCACUGACGACGCAGCUGGUCUAUAGGUGUUUCGACAUUUUUUUUAUCUAUAUGCCUUUAAACAUGCUUUAUAGCAUAGUACGAUUUCUAAAUAAAUAAGUGCACGCAA
This is a messenger RNA of Sphaeroforma arctica JP610, 1963 nucleotides long. RefSeq lists its product as hypothetical. The coding region runs from base 156 to 1880 and encodes 574 amino acids. The record is from RefSeq and is a predicted model, not a curated record. Gene Ontology annotation, molecular function: oxidoreductase activity, acting on CH-OH group of donors; flavin adenine dinucleotide binding. The transcript has a single exon. Lineage: Eukaryota; Ichthyosporea; Ichthyophonida.